UCAUAAAAACACCGGGUGGCUUGCUGCAAAUCUGUCGUCGGAAAUGGCAGCGGGUAGCUCCUACACAUUAGUGGAAUAUUUCGGGGGAGAUGACGGCUACCGCUGUGGUUAUUGUAAAAAUGAGAAGGGGAACUUCUCUCAUGGCAUGUGGUCCCACGCCAUGACCGUACAAGACUACCAGGACCUCAUAGACAGAGGAUGGAGACGAAGCGGGAAGUAUGUUUACAAGCCCAUCAUGAACAAGACCUGCUGUCCACAGUACACCAUCAGGUGUCAUGCGUUGAACUUUCAGCCAUCCAAAACCCACAAGAAGAUCCUGAAGAAGAUGAGCAAGUUUCUGUUCAAAGGGGAGAUGCCAACGGAACAGGGCGAUGGGGAGCCCAUGGACUCGCUGUGUGAGGAGGGAGGACCGCUGGGCCAUGCUAAAGUCUGUCACUCUGAGGUGGAGAGUCCUGUGAUCACAGCCAUUCAGACUGAGAAAGGGGACACCACACCAGCCAAGUUUGAAACGCCCAGAAAAGACCCAGUGUCUGUCCCAGACGAGAAAGGACCAGCAACAACCCCCAAACCAGGGGUAGGAGCGGAUCCCGGCAGGCCAGUGUGUCGGAAGGCCAAGGACCUGAGGAAGGAGCGCCGGCUGCAGAAGAGACAGCAGGUGGGGGGCGGUGUCCCGGCCUCUGCAACCUCUAACCCCGCCACGCCCGUCCCGCUAAGCCAACCCAAAACCCUGGAGAAGUUAAUCAACGAAUCCUUGCCCGAUAGUCCUCUGCACCGUCUCGAGGUGAGGCUAGUGCGCUCCAACCCCCCCAGUUCAGAGUUCAAAGCCUCUUUCGAAGCCUCCUACCAGGUGUACAAACUCUACCAGAUGGCCAUUCACCACGACCCUCCAGACAAGCCCACGGAGAGCCAGUUCAGGAGAUUUCUCUGUGACUCGCCACUUGAGGCGGCGAUGCCUCCGGACGGUCCCGAGGUGGGCUACGGUUCCUUCCACCAGCAGUACUGGCUGGACGGCCGAAUUGUGGCGGUUGGGGUGGUGGACAUCCUGCCCACCUGCGUGUCCUCCGUCUACCUGUACUACCACCCCGACUUCGCCUCUCUAUCGCUGGGCUCCUACUCUGCACUCAGGGAGGUCGCCUUCACCAGGCAGCUGCAGAAACAGUCCCCCAAGCUGUGCUACUACUACCUGGGCUUCUACAUCCACUCCUGCCCCAAGAUGCGAUACAAGGGGCAGUACCAGCCUUCAGACCUCCUGUGCCCAGAGACUUAUGUCUUUGUGCCCAUAGAGCGCUGCAUCCCCAGCCUGGAGCAGACCCUCUACGCCCGCUUCAACCAGGAACCCGACGCAGGUGAUACACAUGUACUGAAGGACCUGGGUCGUGCUCUGGUGCUGUACAGACGGACGGUCAUGUCCUACGCCGCCUACGCCCACAAACGCAAGGGCUCCAAUGACGAGGCUGAGGUAGAGCAGUACGCCGGCCUGGUGGGCCAGGUAUGCGCUGAGAGGAUCCUGCUAUACCGGGCGUAAUCCACCGGGGCCGCCACCGCCACCGCCACCCUGCUCCUUGAUCCACUCUGCUCCAAAAUACGCCUACCAGCAAUGUGUCUGUCUAGGGUCAUAUUCAUUAGGCACCAAACGGAAGAAAAAGGCGUGAACAGGAAGGGACUACGCUCGUUUUCAUUUUCCAUUGCAAAACGUUUUUGCGUUGGACUGCCCUUAUGAAUACGACCCAUGUGUCUCUGUCUGUCCCGCUGUCUUUGUAAGUGCUUUCCGCUGCUUCACUCUACAAUAGCCUCACUAAGCUUAGCUCUACUACACAUAGGUCGAACCAGCGCACUUAAGUAUGUACGUAUAUUGCACUCACCUGCCAGCCUGUCGAUGCUAUUAUAUCUGAAUCACGGUUGAUAAUGUCAGUUUUAGCCAUAAUACGAAAGGUUUCAGUUUAACAACAUUUGUUCUCUAUUUAGUUGUGAAGUAUCAAUCCCAUUGAUUAAGACUCGGAAGUCUUGGUUACAGGGAAGAUUAAUUUCAGUGUAAUUUUGAUUUCAUGAAGUGUUUGACUUUCACUGUUUUCACAUUGAAGGCAGCAGUAGCCAUCACCUUACGUUACAGCAGGGCUUCCCAACACAAAACGGCAUAUUUGUUCCCAGUACUGAUUUGGGAUCAGAUAGGGAGGAUAUUAGCUGCCAAUCCUCACUGCUAUAUACUGACUAUGUACUGAUCUAGACUCAGUGAAGUUAAGGUGAAUCUGAAAGCUGCUGCUUCACUCCUAUGUGGAUUGGGCUCAUACACGCCAGGUCACAAACCACACUGAAAUGAACAUGGUCUGGUUGUAUUCCUGUGAAGCAAACAUUUCUGUGUGUGUACUGUAUGCUUGUUUGUCUGUCACUGAUAUGUAUAGCUUUAUUUGCUCUUUUAUUAUUGAUACUGUUAUUUUGUUAAAAAUAAAUAAAGGGAUGAGGUAUCCAAUGUCUUA
Messenger RNA from Coregonus clupeaformis (lake whitefish), 2474 nucleotides. Its product is annotated as arginyl-tRNA--protein transferase 1. Gene Ontology annotation, molecular function: arginyl-tRNA--protein transferase activity. NCBI's taxonomy places the organism in Eukaryota, Metazoa, Chordata, Actinopteri, Salmoniformes, Salmonidae. The record is from RefSeq and is a predicted model, not a curated record. Bases 44 to 1525 code for a protein of 493 amino acids. Gene Ontology annotation, biological process: protein arginylation. Gene Ontology annotation, cellular component: cytoplasm. The transcript is spliced from 12 exons.